Molecule: messenger RNA, 3700 nt
Organism: Acyrthosiphon pisum (pea aphid)
Lineage: Eukaryota; Metazoa; Arthropoda; Insecta; Hemiptera; Aphididae
Product: ELAV-like protein 3
Exons: 10
Coding region: 2239-3456 (405 amino acids)
Cellular component (GO): ribonucleoprotein complex
Molecular function (GO): RNA binding
Source: RefSeq, a predicted model, not a curated record
UACAAGGUUUCUCAUAAGUUUUUCUCAAAUUGACUCAAAACUGUUUAAAAACCUAAAAAAAGUUGUUAAAGUUCAAAUUCACCAAUUUUUUAGAACAAGGUAUUUGUAGUGUUUGACGAGAAAUAUGUGACUGAGUAUUACGUGACAGUAGUAAGCUAUUAAAUAAAGUCUAACUACUUGAUGGAAUGUGCCAUCGUUAUAGUCAAUGCAUAUGAAAACAAAGGUCGUGUUCAAAACAAUGAUCCUCAAAGAUCGUAAAAAUGUAUACUAUACAGUUUUUUAUUGUAAGCACUAAACUCAAAAUGAUAAGACGUUUUUCCCCUCGUUUCGGCUUUUCCAGGUUUUACCUACAAUAUAUUUAUAUAUUCCAACAAAUCACUAAAUCACUUCUACAUACUAAAUCUCUGGACUAUUGUGCAAGAGUUUGAAAAUGCAUAUUAUGUGUACCGUGUAGUAGGUACCACGAAGAGUGUAGCCUUAAACAGUUAAACGCAUUCAAAUUUCCCAAAAAGUGUCCAUAACUUUACUCGCCUUAAAGUUUAUUACCAAUGUAAAAGUAAGCAGGGUGUGAUUGCGAGCGCGAUUCUAUACUGAUGGCAUAUAAACCUUAUUUCAAUAAUCAAUGUCGUUGUUCCGGGAAACAGGGGUGUGUAGGAACGAAGAAUAAAAUAAUGUAAUCAUAAUAUAAUUUUAUUUAGUAUAUUAAGACGUAUACUUGAUGGUGAUGACUGAUGAUGGACGGCUCUACUCGAGUCUCGAGCUCGGGUUGUCGGGCAAUAGUUUGUGAGGGGGCGGUAGCCGCCAGCCGGGCCGUCGAUCGCUCGAGCUGCUCUGUGCUCGGUCCGACGGUCCGUAGCGGCCUCAAAGGAGGGGACGAGAGAGAGAAAGAGAGAGAUAGAGAGAGAGAGAGAGAGAGAGAGAGAGAGAAAUAGGGAGAGACAGAGAGUGUGAGGGAGAGUGAUGAGACACGGCCGAUAUGCAGUAGCAGUGUAGCACCAAAAGGAAUUUUGUAAGCUUUUUACUGGCGGAGGGAUUUCGAACUUCGAAGCUCACUCGCGCGCACGCGCUUUCAGCCCGACAACGACCGAUCAUCGUAUGGUCCGCCGGCCGCCACAGCAGCUCUUUACUCAGUCAGUUGUUCCCUUUUAUCAUUAUUAUCAGUAAUAUAAUUAUUACGAAUGAAUUUAUUUUUUCUUCACGCACCGUAGUCCGUACAAGUUACAAACUCACCAGUUAUACACUAAAAAGUAAAAAUAGAGACUAUAAAAUAUUAUAAUACUAUAAAAAAUAUAACCCUGUAUAAUAUUAUAGUUGUCUGUAAAAUUGUUAUCGUCGUCAUGUGUUUGACGCACCGGGCUUGUGUGUGCGUGUCGCGCGAGCGCGCGGGUGCGUGAAGCCAUGCGCGUGCGCAGGUUCGUAUGUGUGCGUGCAUCGCGUACCGAUGUUAUUAGCACAGUAAUAAUAAUAUAAAUUGUAAUCACGAAUCACGAUCACAACCAUCAUAACCAUAAUCAUAAUAAUGAUCAUGUCUUAUGUGUAUAUUAUUUACAUAAAUUUAACCGCGUUUAACGACAUCGAUUCCCGAACGCGUAAAGUUGUCGUUUAACGAUCCAUAUAGUAUAUUAGUCAACAUAGUACUUAGGAAAGUUAUUAUUAUUACAUUUUAAUACUAUAGGUACCGUUCGUUUAACGGUUAAAUCGAAGUUUAGGCGACGUUCGAACGCAUCGCCCGUAAGCCCGUAUUAUAUUAGACGACGACGACGACGCCGCCGCACACGUCGGAAGAGUCAGACGCGUCUCACUUUUCCCGCACUCUCUUCGUCGCUCGCUCGCUCUCGGACGCCCGGACGUCUCCGUCGUCUCCCUCACACGUCUUGCUCCACUUGCCCUGUCACUGUCUCUUUUUUUCUUUCUGUUUUUCUUCGUUUCGUUUUUUUUUUAAUUUUUAAUUUUGUCGUUGACCGAAUAUGUGUUUGCCGACAGUUGACCGCGUAGUUCGCAGUGCCGAUAAGUGUGCGUUUGGAAAAUGCCACUGAACUUGGGCGGUUCUCGACGGACUGCAAGUAGCGAGUCAACUAUCAUAAUUUAUAAUAUUAUUUUAGUCUGUCAGCUGUUUUAGCUAUACCUAACAAUAUAUUAUAUACUUAACGUGAAUUUAUUGUUUUCGUUUAUUUUAUUUGUUUACUGAAACAAAAAAAAAACUAGUCAAAAAAUCUAAAAACAAUUAUAAUUAUCAAUAUGAUGCAAAACGGAAUGGAUUCACUACCACAUAAUGGUUCAAUACAUACCUCAAGUACAAAUUCUCAUGCAUCACAAGGAAAUUCCUUGAAUGAAGAAAGUAAAACCAACCUUAUUGUAAAUUAUUUACCUCAAACAAUGACUCAAGAAGAAAUUAGAUCACUAUUUUCUUCAAUUGGUGAAGUUGAAAGCUGUAAACUUAUUAGAGAUAAAGUCACAGGAUCUCUUCCAUCAGGCCAAAGUUUGGGCUAUGGUUUUGUUAACUACCAUCGACCAGAAGAUGCAGAAAAAGCAAUUAAUACAUUAAAUGGACUAAGAUUACAAAAUAAAACAAUUAAGGUAUCAUUUGCAAGACCUAGUAGUGAAGCAAUUAAAGGGGCUAAUUUGUAUGUCAGUGGUCUUCCAAAACAUAUGACUCAACAAGACCUUGAAAAUUUAUUUAGUCCUUAUGGUCGGAUAAUAACAUCAAGAAUUUUAUGUGAUAAUAUGACUGAUAUGUUCACAGUGCGACAAUUUGUAGGAAAUACUGGAGGUGAUCAUUCGCCGUCAAUUUCAAAAGGUGUUGGUUUUAUAAGAUUUGAUCAAAGAAUUGAAGCCGAACGAGCAAUUCAAGAAUUAAAUGGAACUGUUCCCAAAGGUUCAACAGAAUCAAUUACUGUGAAGUUUGCCAACAAUCCUAGUAGCAAUAAAGCAGUACCUGCAUUAGCAGCUUAUUUAACUCCUCAAGGAGCUCGAAGGUUUGCUGCUGGCCCUAUUCAUCACCCUACUGGGCGCUUCAGGUAUAUUCCACUCUCCCCUUUAUCCAGCACUGGAAAGACCAUGCUAGCCAUAAACAAAGGCUUACAGAGAUACUCACCAUUAGCCGGUGAUCUGUUAGCAAAUUCCAUGUUACCUGGUAAUUCAAUGAAUGGAUCUGGCUGGUGCAUAUUUGUGUAUAACUUGGCACCGGAAACAGAAGAAAAUGUAUUGUGGCAACUAUUUGGUCCAUUUGGUGCUGUACAGAGUGUUAAAGUCAUUAGAGAUUUGCAAACAAACAAAUGCAAAGGAUUUGGAUUUGUCACUAUGACUAAUUAUGAUGAAGCAGUUGUUGCCAUUCAAUCUCUUAAUGGAUAUACGUUAGGCAACCGUGUACUUCAAGUAUCGUUCAAAACCAAUAAAGGCAAAGGAGAUGCAUCCAGUUUGUUAAUGUCUCUUGCUGAUUCAUUAACUGACUGUUAAUAAUUUCAUCAAUCUUCUUCGAAUAUUUUCAAAUGUUUACAUAAUUCAUUCUCCCUUCUAAUACAUCUUUAACUGAAUUGCAAAUUCGCUGAAAUUUAUCAUGUCUAAAGAAGGUAAAUUAUGUUUAUUUAUUAAUUAUAUUUUUAAUUAGAUACAUUUAAAUUAAAUCGCGUGCACCAUAAUAACGUUAUCAAAAUAAACACUUUUCAAGGCAUAUUAUAAAUAAUAUACAAAUUAUAAUUUU